AUGCGACCAACACGAUCGACACAAUUACUUUACUCACGCCUGCUAUCGCGGGACAUUGCUGUCGCGAGACAAUGUAGCUCCCGGUAUACUACCUCAUUCCAUCAUCGCAGCUGUCUUUUAAAACUGACAAUAGCUUUCCUCAGUCCUUCAGCUCUGGUCGUCAUCACAGCAAACAACACACCCAGCAUCCGACACUUCAGCAACACGCCCUCCACAUUCAAAAAGGGCGGCAAAGCAGCACGGGAAGCGUCACGCUCUGAUUCGUCCUCAUCCUCCUCAUCUUCCUCGGCAGCCGCAGCAGUGGGCUCAGAAGACCCUUUCGACUUUAGCGCUCUUGAGUCAGACAUCAACGAUGCAGUCGAGAAACUGAAGAGCGAUCUUUCACAGCUCAGACAAGGAGGGAGAUUCAACCCUCAAGUACUCGAGAGCUUGCGUGUGCAGCUGAAACAAGGAGGACCCGUGAAGCUUGGGGAUCUAGCACAGGUGGUGCCCAAAGGAAGAGUUGUGCAGGUUGUGGUUGGCGAGCAGGAGCACCUCAAACCUAUCACCUCAUCAAUCCAAUCCGCAAACCUUAACCUCACACCCCAAGCCGACCCCACCGGCCAAAACCCCCUCCUCCUCAGCAUACCCAUCCCACCUCCCACCGCCGAAUCCCGCAAACAAGCCGUCGCCGCGGCAGCAAAAGCAGGAGAUGUGGCCAACAACUCUGUCAGGAAUGCGAGACAAGGGCAACAGAAAAAGCUUAGGGCUAUGCAGUUGGCGAAGAGUGCAAGACCGGACGACUUGAAAAAGGCGGGCACGCAGAUGGAAAAGGUUGUCGAGAGGGGUGUGCAGGAGGUCAAGAAGAUUGUGGAUGGGGCCAAGAGGGCUUUGGAUGCUUAG
Molecule: messenger RNA, 882 nt
Organism: Aureobasidium vineae
Lineage: Eukaryota; Fungi; Ascomycota; Dothideomycetes; Dothideales; Saccotheciaceae
Source: the annotation of a GenBank genome assembly